AUGGGUAAGUUUCCACAAUCUUUAACCUUCCAUUUCCACUCCAGGACGUCGAUUUGAUCAAGAUCUCUUGGCUUUGGGCCGGAAACAGCAAGAGGAACGUCGGAAGCAAGAAAUCGAGAAGAAGAAACAAUGGGACAACCUCGAAGCCUACAUGCCAGUCUGUUAGUGGAGCUUUUUUAUAUUAUUCUUAAUGUUUAGAUGACUUGGCCAAGGCAAAAGAGAAGGAAGCUGCUGAGAAAGCAGCCCCUAGUAAAGAGAGAAAGAAGAAACCCUUGAGGAAUGAUGGGUUAAAUGCAAAAAGAGUUUCUUUAGCUGAAAUCAAGAAAGCAGCCAAAGGAUUCUCAACAGAUCCUAUUAAAGAUUUGCGGAAGGUUCAAAAUGGUUCUAAUGGGGUUCAAAAUGGAGAUUCUGAAGGCAAGAAGAAGAAAAAGAGGAAUCGAAAGAAUAAGGGGAAGAAAGAGGAGAAUGGGCAUCAAGUCCAGGAUAAGGGAGAUAUUUCCGGGGCAGAUGUUCUCGGCAACGGUACGUGUCUUUUUUGUUUUCUUUUAUUUAGAGUCAUUGAGAACGUUGUACUUUGAAGCAACAUAAUUUUUAGGCCUCUCACCAAUCAAACGUCAGAAAACGAAACUUGUCGGUAGAUUUAUUGACUCAUCAGGUAGUGAAACCACUCCUGCUGCCCCAGGACCUUCUCCAGCCCGAUCUGAUGCUACUGACGCGUCCUUUAUCUCUUUGAAAGAUCUCAAACCAGGCCCUGUUGUGCGACGCCGGUUGAACUUCGAUGAGGAUGAAGAUGUGAGCUAUGAAGUCCAGUCUCCUGGUGACGAAGGUGAUGUUGAUAUGGAAGCCGAAGAUGCCGAGGAUGAAGAGUUCGAGCUCGAUUCUGAGGAUGAGUCCGACCUCGGACUUGCUGCCCAUGUCGCGCAAUACUUUAAUCGGGAUGCUGAGGAAGUGGAUUCUGAUGAAAGUGGAGCUGAAGACGAAAUCUUUGGAUAUGUCGACGAUUUGGAGGUAAGGCUUUUGAUGCUUUUGUUUUAGAAACUUUUUUCAAAAUGCGUAUACACUUGGUCCGGUUUCCGGCUAAGUUUUCUAUAUGACAAUAGAAAAUAAAAAAUUAUGUUAUCAAGUACAAUAUAUUUAAAAUUUCAGGGGGAAAGUGAUGGUCUCGAAGGAGAAGAUGAGCUGGACGAAGAAGAUCUUGAUUUCAUCGACGAUGAAGAUUUUGAAAAUGAAUUGGCUGAAGAUGGAGAUUUUGAUGACGAGGGUUCGGCUGAAUUUACUGAUGAAGAGAAUCGGAUUGAAGAAAUGGACACUGACGAAGAGAUCGAAAGAGGUCUCAAAUCUCCAAAUAAAGACAAUGGAGCCCUUCAAGUGAAUGGAAAGGCGAUUGAGAAGAGAAAGAAGAGAGCUGUGAUUGAGGAAGACGACGAAAUGGAAGCGGAUAAUGAAUAUAAUUCCGAGGAGGAUUCGGACUUUGAUGAAGACGAUGAUGGAGACGACGAAGAGCUGGAGGAUGCGGAUCCUGUGGACGAAGAUGAAAUCAACGACAUUCUGAUUGACAGUACUGGUGACGAUCCUGAUUUUGAAGAUGAAUUCGAAGACAGUGAUGAAGAAGAAUCCUUUGGCUUCGAUGAGCAGGUUAGAAAGGAGUUCCUCAGUCCCCAUGGUGUUGUCAACGAACCCAUUGGCUUGACGAUCGUGGGAUUUGAUGUCCUUGAACCCGGGCCAACUUACGUCGAGGUCUCCAGAAAGCGGGAUUACAAAUGGGAAGCUCCCAAAUAUGAACUGUUUGGCUUCAACAAGGCCGAUGAACACUCAGUUAAUGCCUCUGUCAAGGCCUUCAGAUGGUUCGUAGCUCCAGUAAAUCCUCAGGACUUUUUCCAGUAAGUUUUGGAAUAGUCAGAUUUUUGUUUUGUGCAUUCUUUAUAUUAUACUUGAGAUCGAAUUUCAAACGUUUUUUUAUUAUUCAAUUUUAGGCAUAUUUACGCCAAGAGAGCACUGGUUAUCCACAGAAACCUAAGGAGCUUCUAUGCUGAUGUGUUCCCAGCUACUGAUUUCUACAAACUCUUCCAAGAUGUAAGUUGAUUUAUCGUUUGUUCAUCUUUUAGAAUUUCCUGGAAUAUGGUGUCAACGUGAAUGUGGCCAAAUAUAAGAACAGCGUGAGGACCACCCAUAAUGGAAAUGGCCGUGUGACUGCCGGUAGAGUAGUGCAACACUUUUCCGAUGGCUGCUCGAUCCAAGUUGUAAACCCUCAGAGCUUCAACAAGAAUAUUCAUUAUAUCUGCGACCAGUUCCAGGAGUUGUUCAAUUGUUUUGUCGGAGCUAACUGGUAGGCUUUUGUUAAGUUUUGUGCGGUAACAUCAUCUGGAGGACUUUUGCUAACUUUUUGUAUUACUUUAGUUACUACACCCCCAAAAACACCGCUGGCUUUGCUCCUCAUUGGGAUGAUAUUGACGCGUUUUUGAUUCAAACCGAAGGCCGCAAGCAUUGGAAGGUCUAUGGCCCAUCAGACACUGAUGAGAUCUGGCCUCUGGAGUCUUCACACAACUUUAGCAAGGAAGAAAUGGAAGCCAGGAAGGGCACCCUGGUAUUUGAUGGAUGGCUGGAAACUGGAGAUGUCCUCUACAUGCCCAGAGGCUAUAUUCAUUGCGCAACAGCCGACAAAAAUCAGGACUCUCUUCAUGUGACCAUCAGCCUUGCUCAGAACUUUACUUACUCGGAACUCAUGAAAGAAGCCAUGGAUCGACUGGUCGAAGCUCAGACUUUGUCUAUCCCUCAGGUCAGAAAGAACUUGCCAAUAAAUUUGGCCGAGAUUUGUGGAGUCGCGGACUCGAACUAUGAUAAUGAGGAUCAAGUGGAGAAGAAGUGAGUAUUACUUCUUAUUUUUUAUUGAAAUUUAGGCUGAUCGAUCCUUUGGAGAUCUACUUUGAACAACACCAGAUGAACGUCCAGGCUGUCGUGCCAUCAGUGGUGGACUCGGUGAUCCGGACUGCGAUUAGAAGAUCUCUCCCGCCUCUUUUGACUCCAUGUAAGUAGGAUCAUCGACGUUUUUAAUUUUUUGUUAUGGAGAAUAUAAAUUUUUAUUUUAGACGAAAAACAGUUGUCUGUGUUCGGAUCCAGCGGAACUAUCCCCAAACUGACCGAGUUAAAUAACAACACUGAGGUCAGAAUCAUCAGAAAGCACACUCAGAGGUGAGUCCAAUCAAGUAUAAUAUAAUUUUUGAUCUAAACUAUUUAGAUUACUGUUCCAAUCUGACAAUGAGCCAUUCCUAGUCCACAGAAUCCACAACUCGAUGGUGUACGAAGGCCGUCCCGAAACUGUUAUUGACGUUCAGCCGGCCUGGGUACCCCUAAUUGAAGUCCUCCUCAAAAGUUAUCCGGAGUGGACGGCGAUCAAGGAAUUGGGAUCAGAUGUCGAAGAAUCUAAAGAGUUAUGCAAGUUCUUGUUCCUGGAGGGUAUACUCUUGGUUAACAACAGCGUGAUUUCGAAGAUCCCCAAGAUGAAUGUGGUCGUGGAGAAGUCAAAGAAUAUUGUUGGAGUGCUCAAGAGGACUCAGCAGAUUUUGAAUGAAAGCUCCAGUUCGGAAAAGAAGGUGUCCUUCUCCCCGGAAGUCAAGGUCAAGAAGUAUAUCAAGGAUACUCACAAGACCCAGAAAAUUAUCAUCAAAAAAGGAAAAAUCACGAAGAAAGAGAAGGGAAAAAAGCCCAAAAAUGGAAAAAGAAACAAAAACAAGUUCAGAAAGUAA
Molecule: messenger RNA, 3743 nt
Organism: Bursaphelenchus xylophilus (pine wood nematode)
Lineage: Eukaryota; Metazoa; Nematoda; Chromadorea; Rhabditida; Aphelenchoididae
Source: the annotation of a GenBank genome assembly